UGGAAUGAACUUAGGAUGUAAAAUGCUUGGCGGCAAGCCACGCGCCAUCUAUCCGUCACGUAGUUAGCACCUUGUUAGUAGGUACCUCAUACGACGUAGUGAGUUACAUGUUUCGACAGUUGACUACGACAACACAGAACAAUGAUGCCGCUGAACUUCGACAGGCUCAUUUGUAGCAAUUGAAGCAAUCCUGCCUCUUGCAUUUGGUCGCUCCUUCCUGUCGAAACGAUAUCACUUCCACCGCAAUGCCGCCUCCACGAAUAACCAUGUCCGGCUUCCUCUCACGAUUUCGACCUCUAAGAUCGGGCUUUCAAUUUCCUGCAAUUCACAAGCCUCACCAUUCGGGACGUCCUAAUGGCCACAAAGAGCUCACAAUGUUUGGCGUUCUGGUGCGCAGCGCCCAGGGUUUCCUCGCAUUCCACAUCAUAACAAGAUAUUUCGUUGGUGUACAAAGCACUGUCGGAAUUUCCAUGAUGCCAACUAUUCCGCACUCAUAUCGCUCCCAUCCGUUAAUCCUCGUCUCGAAAUUACAUCGUCGGGGUCGAAAUCUGAAAGUCGGCGACAUAGUCGUAUAUGCGCAUCCGAUGGUUGAUAAAGCACAAGGCGCAAAGCGUAUAGUAGGCAUGCCUGGAGACUAUGUAUCUGUGGUGAGCCCGGGGAAAAGCGGAGAGGAUAUAGAAGAGGCCGAGCUAGUCAAGAGCCGAAUUCGCGAGGAGUUGGUCAGAGUGCCGGACGGUCACUGCUGGCUUGCUGGUGAUAACCUUGAAUGGAGUCGUGACAGUAGAAUGUUCGGCCCAGUCCCCUUGGCACUAAUCAAGGGAAAGGUGCUCGCAGUCAUCUCACCAUGGAGUGAUAGAAAAUGGCUCCGUGAUUCGCUCACAGAUUCCAAUUUUGAAGAACACGAGGUGGUCCUGCAACGAUGACACAGUAUUGUCUGCUUUCCACGUAGACGGAGUUGUUUCGUGAAAUUCUGGAUACUCCCAGAAAUGCAUCACAGGCCAAGCAGUUGUCAGCUUGAUCAUGCAAACAUAAUCAUGACGCCGGCGCGAAGCUGCUUGGAUCAUGCAACAGCAGCGCCUAAUAAUCUAACUACCAAGACUUUGAAGUCUUAAUAAAUUCGUAGCUCUGCUACGAGUGAAGAGAAAUAAAACUUUAAACACCGUCGGCA
This is a messenger RNA of Aaosphaeria arxii CBS 175.79, 1168 nucleotides long. Its product is annotated as LexA/Signal peptidase. NCBI's taxonomy places the organism in Eukaryota, Fungi, Ascomycota, Dothideomycetes, Pleosporales. Bases 246 to 923 code for a protein of 225 amino acids. The record is from RefSeq and is a predicted model, not a curated record. The transcript has 3 exons. Gene Ontology annotation, cellular component: mitochondrial inner membrane peptidase complex; membrane. Gene Ontology annotation, molecular function: serine-type endopeptidase activity.